AUGGGUGCUGAGGAGGAGGUGCUGGUCACAUUGUCAGGGGGAGCCCCCUGGGGCUUCCGACUUCAGGGGGGGGCCGAGCAGAGGAAACCUUUACAGGUGUCCAAGAUCCGAAGACGGAGCCAGGCUGGCAGAGCGGGACUCCGAGAGAGGGACCAGCUUUUGGCCAUCAAUGGGGUCUCCUGUACCAGCCUCUCUCAUGCCAGUGCCAUGAGCCUCAUUGAUGCCUCAGGGAAUCAGCUUGUCCUCACUGUGCGGCGGGUAGAGGAUGAGGGGCCUGUGCGGUCUCCAUCCCCUGGUGAGCUUCAAGUGUUGUCACCCUUAUCUCCACUGAGUCCUGAGCCUCCUGGCGCUCCAGUUCCCCAGCCUCUUCAACCUGGGAGCCUCCUCUCACCCCCUGACAGUGAGGCUUACUACGGAGAGACAGACAGUGAUGCUGAUGGACCUGCCACCCAGGAGAAACCCCGCCGACCCCGCCGCAGAGGCCCCACAAGGCCCUCCCCUCCAGGAGCCCUACCUGAUGAGGUCUACCUAUCUGACAGCCCUGCAGAGCCAGCGCUUGCCGUAGCUGGCCCUCCCAGUCAUGGUGACAGCCGUGUGAGCUCCCCAUCUUGGGAGGAUGGGGCAGCCCUUCAGCCAUCCCCAGCUGAGGCCCUGCUGUUGCCCCACGGCCCCCUCAGGCCUGGCCCUCAUCUUAUCCCUAUGGUGGGGCCUGUUCCCCACCCAGUGGCAGAAGACCUCACUACCACCUACACCCAGAAGGCCAAGCAAGCCAAACUGCAACGGGCAGAGAGCCUCCAAGAGAAGAGUGUGAAGGAGGCUAAGACCAAAUGCCGCACGAUCGCAUCCCUUCUAACUGCAGCCCCCAACCCCCACUCCAAGGGGGUGCUUAUGUUUAAGAAACGACGGCAGAGAGCCAAGAAGUACACCCUAGUGAGCUUUGGGGCUGCAGCUGGGACAGGUGCUGAGGAAGAAGACGGGGUUCCUCCAACCAGCGAGUCGGAGCUGGACGAAGAGGCCUUCUCCGACGCCCGCAGCCUCACCAACCAGUGCGACUGGGACAGCCCCUAUCUGGACAUGGAGCUGGCCAGGCCAGGCUCAGCUGCAGGAGAGGGCCAGGGCCGGGGGCUGGGAGGGCAGCUGAGUGAGGCCUCCGGCAGAGGGGUCCAGCUCUUUGAACAGCAGCGCCAGCGCACAGCUUCCAGCACCCAGGAGCUGGCACGGGAUGGUCCAGCAGCCGUGCUCAAUGGGCAGUGCCUGCAAUCACCACCUCGGGCCCAGAGUGCUCCUCCGGAAGCAACUAUACUCGCAUCUAGUCCUUCCCCAGCCCCUGUAGUCAGCCCCACCCCCUUCUUCCCAGGCAGUGGAGCUCCAACCCCGGCUCCAAACAUCUUUAACCGGUCAGCUAGGCCUUUUACUCCAGGCUUACAAGGGCAGCGGCCAAGUACCACCUCGGUUAUUUUUCGACCCCUAGCCCCCAAGAGGGCGAAUGAAAGCCUGGGAGGUCUCAGCCCCGUCGCACCGCCCUUCCUGUCCUCUCAGGGGCCCACGCCUCUGCCCAGCCACGUGCCGGCCUCCGGUUCCCCCAGCACUCCACGCACCUCAGGCCCCGUGACAGCUACAAGUUCCCUGUACAUCCCAGCCCCCAACCGUCCCUUAACGCCAGGCGGAGCCUCGGAGUCCCCCGCUCCCCCUAGUGCCGCUGCCAUGACCUCCACCGCUUCUAUCUUCCUAUCGGGACCUCUGAGACCAGCUGCGCGUCCAGAGGCUCCCGCCCCAGGCCCCGGGGCGCCUGAGCCACCUAGCGCUCGGGAGCAGCGCAUUUCCGUGCCAGCUGCCCGCACUGGCAUCCUCCAGGAGGCCCGGCGACGGGGUACCCGGAAGCAGAUGUUCCGGUCGGGAAACGAGGAGACGAAGAACUCGCCCAACCCCGAGCUCUUGUCGUUGGUGCAGAACCUGGAUGAAAAACCCCGAGCCGGGGGAGCGGAAUCUGGUCCAGAGGAAGAUGCUCUGAGCCUUGGAGCUGAAGCCUGCAAUUUCAUGCAGCCACCAGGGGGCAGGAGUUACAAGGCUCUGUCUCACGUGACGCCUAAAACCGCUCCUCCAAUGGCUCCCAAGACACCGCCCCCAAUGACUCCUAAGACUCCACCCCCAGUGGCUCCUAAGCCCCCUUCUCGUGGGUUCCUUGAUGGGCUAGUGAAUGGGUCAGCCCAUUCGGCUGGAAUCCCUGAACCAGCAAGGCUUCAGGGCAGGGGUGGGGAGCUGUUUGCCAAGCGGCAGAGCCGAGCAGAGAGGUAUGUGGUAGAAGCUACACCUAGUCCUGGCUUUGGCCCUGGCCCUAGGCCCAGAAGCCCCUCCCCUACACCAUCACUGCCCUCUUCCUGGAAAUAUUCACCCAACAUCCGUGCCCCACCUCCUAUUGCUUACAACCCACUGCUAUCACCCUUUUUCCCCCAGGGUGCUCGAACUCUCCCUAAUAAGGCCCAAUCCCAGGGUCCUCGGGCAACCCCUAAGCAGGGUAUCAAGGCUCUGGAUUUCAUGCGGCACCAGCCCUACCAACUUAAAACUGCCAUGUUCUGUUUUGAUGAGGUUCCCCAGACUCCUGGCCCCACCUCUUCAGGGCCCCCCAAAACUGCCCGAGUCCAGGAGAUCCGCCGAUUUUCCACUCCAGCACCCCAGCCCACUGCAGAACUCCUGGCCCCCACUGUUCUUGCCCCACGAGCAGCCACUACAUUGGAUGAGCCCAUCUGGAGGUCAGAGCUGGCCUCAGCCCCUGUUCUUAGCCCAGGCCCUCCUCCAGAGUCUCCCAGGGGUCUUGGAACUUCCCCUAGCUCCUGUGGCUUCCAGGUAGCCAGGCCUCGGUUCUCAGCCACCAGAACUGGAUUGCAGGCUCAUGUGUGGAGGCCAGGGGCAGGCCACCACUGA
Puma concolor (puma) is the source of this 2922-nucleotide messenger RNA. It is a transcript of the gene SYNPO2L, whose product is annotated as synaptopodin 2 like. NCBI's taxonomy places the organism in Eukaryota, Metazoa, Chordata, Mammalia, Carnivora, Felidae. Gene Ontology annotation, cellular component: nucleus; Z disc; actin cytoskeleton. The record is from RefSeq and is a predicted model, not a curated record. Gene Ontology annotation, molecular function: actin binding. Gene Ontology annotation, biological process: positive regulation of actin filament bundle assembly.